AGCUUGUCGAUGAGAUGCAUGAUAGGUGUCAACCACCUAAUAUAAUUACGUACAAUUCUAUAUUGGAUGCUUUCUGCAAAAUUAAUUGUCUUGACAAGGCGAUUGCGUUAUUAACCAAAAUUAAGGAGGAGGGUAUUCAACUAGAUAUGUUCUCUUAUAAUAUUCUUAUCAAUGGACUCUGCAAAGGUGGAAGACUAGAGGAUGCACUAAAAGUUUUUGAAGAUCUUUUGGUCAAAGGAUAUAAUCCUAAUGUUUAUACAUAUACCAUUAUGAUCCAAGGGUUUUGUGAUAAGGGCUUGUUUGAUGAAGCAUUGGACUUGCUAUCAAAAAUGACAGACAAUGGUUGCACUCCAAAUGCUACAACUUAUGAAAUAAUUAUUCUUUCACUCUUUGAAGAAAAUGAAAAUGACAAAGCAGAGAAGCUUCUUAGAGAAAUGAUUGCGAGAGGUCUAGUGUAAGACUAGAACUUGACCAAUAGUUCUUAGGUAAAUAGUUAUCUUAAUACUCAUUUUUAUCUUGAAUUUAUAUUUAAACUAUAUGACAUCAUUAUGUUUUUGUAGUUGCCUCACCUAAUGAGAAACAAACUUCUGUUAUUGUUGUUUCUUUUGUACAAUGAAACUUGGAGUGUGCUCUCUAAGUUUCUAUAAAUUCCAACAAGUUUCAUAUACUCAAUUAAAUCUAAUUUUUGAAUUUGGAAGCUAUCCUUUUUUAUAAUACUUAAUUUAUGCUGCUUGUGCAAAAUUAGAACUUUAAAUGGCUACAAGAGUGGUUUUAGAGGGAAACUGAGGGCUCUUACUUCUGAUAAGAUUUUUUACAUCAAGUGAGAUUCUAUUCUAUUUCAAAUUUCAAUGGAUAGUUUAGAACGAAGGAAUUAUUUGAAAAAUUAGUCAAAGUGGCUGAGGUUUCAACCAUCAUACUCAAAUUAGUAACAUAAAGGAGAGUAAAUGAAUCCUAAAUGUAGAUUAUCUUUUGAUUCUUUAAAUGUAAGUUUUAAUGCUCCAUGCUUAGGUGUCUCUAGUUUUGUUUGUUGUUUUGGUGCUUACUCUAGAGGUGUUGCAUCAUUAUCUAUACACUCGAUGCUUAUAUUUUAUCACCAUUGUGUCACAGUUUUUGCAUACUGCAACAUACCUGAACCAUUAUGAAUUAAGUAAUUUUAGCAUAUGUCUUGUUAUGUUCACAAUUGUAGGGGGCGCACAUGCAUUUUGUAAUGGUUGCUGGUUUGGCCUAUAGGCUGUUGGAAUAUUUCUUUUACCAUCAUCAAUUUCGCCACAUAGUUCAUUUCUUCUCUAAUAUUCUCUGAUCUCAUUUUCCUGUUCUUACACUAGAUCUCCUGUACUAAUUGGAUUCUCUGUACUGAGCUCUCUAACUAUCAGAUAUUCCCCAAGUUAGUAUCUGUCUCACAUUGAUAUGUGCAUAGAACGCGAAAUCAAGAUUUCUACCAAAAGAAAAAGAAAAGAAGAAUGCACCCUCAAGUCCAAUGAUAGUGUGGCAGAUUACUUAUUUUAUUUUAACAAUAGGAUGUUGCUACAUUAGCCUCUAUCUGUGACAUAUUUCUUAUAGGUGCACAUUUUGACUAUUACUUCAUUCGCUUAUUUGGGAAGCAUAGAACCCUCAAGAAUUAUUUUGGACAUAGAAAGUUCAAGUGUACAUAAUCAUAUUUUUAUUUUGACUAUCACAUUUUACUGCUAUGUUAUAAACAACCUCAAAUACUGUACUACAAGAUUGUGUCUAUGAAUACAU
Messenger RNA from Vicia villosa (hairy vetch), 1740 nucleotides. RefSeq names its product pentatricopeptide repeat-containing protein At1g62930, chloroplastic-like. Bases 15 to 458 code for a protein of 147 amino acids. The record is from RefSeq and is a predicted model, not a curated record. Gene Ontology annotation, molecular function: protein binding. The transcript has a single exon. Lineage: Eukaryota; Viridiplantae; Streptophyta; Magnoliopsida; Fabales; Fabaceae.